Sardina pilchardus (European sardine) is the source of this 1642-nucleotide messenger RNA. Its product is annotated as C-C chemokine receptor type 9-like. The transcript has 3 exons. The record is from RefSeq and is a predicted model, not a curated record. The coding region runs from base 51 to 1163 and encodes 370 amino acids. Gene Ontology annotation, molecular function: C-C chemokine receptor activity; C-C chemokine binding. Lineage: Eukaryota; Metazoa; Chordata; Actinopteri; Clupeiformes; Clupeidae. Gene Ontology annotation, biological process: G protein-coupled receptor signaling pathway; cell chemotaxis; immune response. Gene Ontology annotation, cellular component: external side of plasma membrane; membrane.
UUCACUGCCACAUUGUUUCAGCUCGUCAGGUCCACCACUACCAGGGAAAGAUGGAUAAUUUCACAGAAGAUUUUGGUACUUCCACCAGUGUCACAAUACCAACAGACUAUGAUGACUACCUGAGUAGUACUGACAUCACCCAUGACUUCGAUGAACUGGAGAACACCAUAUGCGACAGGAGGUGGGUCCGUCAAUUCCGAGGAUACUACGAGCCCCCACUGUUUUGGAUGAUCUUUGCCCUGGGCAUGCUUGGUAACCUUCUGGUGGUGUGGAUCUAUACAACUGUCCACAACCGGCUGAAAACCAUGACUGACAUGUAUUUGCUCAACCUGGCCAUAGCUGACCUGCUCUUCCUGGUCACGCUGCCCUUCUGGGCUAUCGAUGCCCAGAGUGGCUGGAUCUUCGCCGACGGGUUCUGCAAGGUGAUGUCCGCCUUGUACAAGAUCAACUUCUUUGCCACCAUGCUGCUGCUGACCUGCAUCAGCGUGGACCGCUACGUGGCCAUCGUCCACGUCACAGAGGCCCACAACCAGAGCAAGCGGGUCAGACUAAUGCAGAGCAAGCUGGCCUGCCUGGUGGUCUGGCUGGCCUCCUGCGUUCUGGCCAUGCCCGAGUUCAUCUUCGCCAAGGUGAAGACGGACCCGUCGGGGCCGUCGUUCUGCACGCUGGUGUACUGGAACAAUGAGCAGAACCGCACCAAGGUUCUGGUGCUGUCGCUGCAGAUCUGCAUGGGCUUCUGCAUCCCGCUGCUGGUCAUGGCCUGCUGCUACUCCGUCAUCAUCCGGAAGCUUCUCCAGGCUCGCAACUUCGAGAAGCACAAGGCCCUGCGCGUCAUCUUCGCCGUGGUGGCUGUGUUUGUCAUCUCCCAGUUGCCAUACAACGCUCACCUGGUGGUGGAGGCAGGCCAGGCCAACAACGCCACCAUGACCGACUGCGACACGCUGAUCAGCUUCGACGUGAUCGGCCAAGUGGUGAAGAGCAUGGCCUACACACACUGCUGCAUCAAUCCCUUCCUCUACGCGUUCAUUGGCGUGCGUUUCCGGAAGGAUCUCCUCAAGCUGCUGCACAAGGUCACCUGUGGAAACCUGACGGGACCAACAAUGCCACCCAAGCGGCCUUCCAUCAUGUCAGACACAGACACCACCCCAGCGCUGUCCCUCUAAACUCACCAGAGACUCAUGUUCAGAGCAGCUUUUACAGUAAGUUCAGAGUAAAUCGACGUUCAGAGAGGUUCCUUGAUGCCAAAGCCUCAGGAGGUUACAUCUCCACUUCCAGUACUUCCAGUCGUCCUACAAAUCUCUUAGAGAGCAUAGAGGGACAGUUCUAGGCAGUACCUUUUAGGCAUACUUGAUGGAGCUACUGUGUAUUGUAUUGUUAGACCCUGCCCUCUGAUAGCAGUGACUUCAGAUGUUGAAUGGGCUCCAGAUGGGCUCAAUAUGAGAGGGGAGUGUAGCUAGCUAGCCUAGCGUACAACACUGGAUUCUUUGUUGUACUCUUGAAACUGUUGUACAUAAAUUAAUUCUGUUUUUUCUCUAAUGUGGAAAGUUCUCUGACCUAUUGUCAAAUGUUCUUUUUGAAUUGAGUUUUAUAACUGUCUGGUUGUACAUACGUGUCAAUGUAAAUAAACAAUUUUUUGGACUAA